GCAGUGAAAAAGAAGGUGUAAGAAGAUUGCUGCAGCAGAGGAGGCAACAUUAAACUAUAAUCACAUCACACACAUAGCCAUGAAACUAUAAUCAGAUCACACACAUACCCAUUCUACAUUACCAGAAACAUAAUCAUUACUACUUGUAUUAUUUUCACUAUUCAACAGAGAAGUCUAAAACUCCAGCUUUGUAAUUCAGCACACUGUGUUCCCAUGAUGUCAUACCUGUGGAUUCUCCUGCUGGGCAGUUUGGUGAUUGGAGCCAAGACACAGGAAGACCCUGCUACUGAGCCAGAAGCGAAGGAACCAGAGGCAGAAGCAGCAGAGCCCGAGGCCCCUGCAGAAGAAGUAGCUGCCGAGGAGGCCCUGGUCGCUGAGGAGGCUCCGGCAGAAGAAGAAACUCCGGCAGAAGAAGAAGCUCCGGCGGAAGAAGAGGAGGAGGCUACAGAGGAGGAGGAAGUUCCAGCUACAGAGGAAAAGGCUCCGACAGUCGAGGAUGCUCUGGCAGAAGAAGACGCUCUUGCAGAGGAGGCUCCAGCCACAGAGGAAGAGGAGGCUCCAGCCACAGAGGAAGAGGACGCAGAAGUCGUAGACGAACCAGCAGUAAAAGCAGAGGCAGCCCCUGAAGCUGAGGCUGAACCAGAUGAACUAGAUCUGUCUGAAGCUGUUGAACCAGUCCUUCCUUUUACAGAGGCGGAGCCUGAAACACCAGCAGAGAGCGAGCCCAGGGAGGAGAAGACAGGGGGAGAUUUGGAUCUGGAGGACGCCAUAGCUGAGAAUGAGGAAGACAUACCCGCGGGAGGGAAGAGGCGCAGCGGGGGCUCAGUUGCCCAUGCAGCAGAAGCAGAAGGCACAGCUGAAACUCAAGGGUCUAGCUCUGGCUCGGUGGUGGGCAUUCUGUGUGCUAUCGGCGUGGCGAUCGUUGGAGCUGCCACCGGAUACUUCACCUAUCACAAGAAGAAGCUCUGUUUCAAGAACAGUGGAGGGGAUGUAGAGAGUGCCCGUAAGGAGGAGGCUGAGACCCAGUCGAAUCCCCAGGUUCUCAGCAACUUGCUGACUAAAUCCUCCUAGAUCGUCUGAGAUUCCAAUGGAGAAGAACCAGAACCAGCAGAUUACCAUAACACACACGCACACACUCAUACACAGAUCCAUCCCAAUCAUUAGGCCUUAAACUGAUUAUAGUUGUAAAACUGUGAGAUAGUGGUUUGGAGGUUAUUAACUUUCAGCACCACGUUAGAGUGAGACCAAUCAGUAGUAUCUCAGUGUCUUCUAAAGAUCACAUUUGUAAUCUGUUAAAAAAGGGGCGAUAUUUUCCAUCCACUUAACAGCACCGAGACAAUGUAGGCCUAUUUCUCUGUAUACAAGUACUGGGAAGUUCACCUGGGUUCCUGUCAUUUUAGCUAACAUUCCACUCCUUGCCACUCCUGUCAUUUGCCAAAGAGACUGGCUUAUCUGGCUUACGUUCCUAAAGUUCAAAAUGUAAACCGGAUUUACAAUUACAUUGUGAUUGGAGGAUAACUGUGACGGUUAUCGAAUCAGGAUCAAAUCCUCUGAUCUUCUCAAGCUCAUAAUGAUAGAAUGUUCAUAUUUGAAGAUUGGCAAAAGACAAUGAAUACAAGGAGUGGCAUGUAAUUGGCUGAACAGCAACCAGGCUACAGUUCCCAGAUUAUUUAGGAUAAAAUGGACCCUCCAUUAUUUGAAAUGUUACCGUUGUUUGGUUCUUUACAAUGAUUGAGGGUUUGAUUUAAUCCGUAUUGCUGAACAUCCAUGAUAUAAUGCUGAUCUUCAGUGCUACAGAUUGAAUCAAGCCCUUACUGUGUGUGCUGUAGCCAACUCUUCUAGCCUGGUUUCAUACUGUAGCCAACUCUUCUAGCCUGGUUUCAUACUGUAGCCAACUCUUCUAGCCUGGUUUCAUACUGUAGCCAACUCAUCUAGCCUGGUUUCAUACUGUAGCCAACUCUUCUAGCCUGGUUUCAUACUGUAGCCAACUCUUACAUUUUAGUCAGUUAUCAGAUGCUCUUACCUAGGGUAACUUACAGGAGCAAUUAGGGUUAUGUGCCUUGCUCAAAGACACAUUGAGAGACUUUUCACCUAGUCAGCUCACCUAGUCAGGGAUUUGAACCAGAGACCAAUCAGUUACUGGCCCAAUGCUCCUAACCGCUAGGCUACCUGCCACCUCUGGCUACUAUUCUUCUAGUCUGGUUUCAUACUGUAUGUGCUGUAGUCAACUCUUCUAGCCUUCUCCCAUAAUUAAUGUAGCCAACUUCUCUAUCAUUGUCAAGCCAUACAUGUUUUGUGUGACAAUGAAGGACCUCAGAGAGGAGUUGGCCAAAGCACCAAAAGACUGGAACACCAGGCUAGUAGUGUUGUUCUGUGAAAGCUGGUUAGAGGAAGCUAUGUGAGAGCUGGUACGAGGACCGAAGAUAUCACCCCUGUUGUGUGUUUGCUGGGUAUUCGAGGGGCUUGGGGACCUUGUCUAAAAUACAACAACAUAUGAGAACAUUUAGCUCUAUUGAAAUGUUCAAAUAGUAUGUGUUAUAAUAUAAUGCUGUACUGCUCUGUAAGUGCCUUACAUUAGAUGUUUCACCUGGGAAGCCUUUUUAAGAUUCUAUCUCACUACUAAGGCCAGUCUUCGGAAAUGGCUCCCUACUCUCUCUAUAGUGGAAUACUUUUGAAGCCCUGCUAUAAAGGAAUAGGGAACCAUUUCAGACACAGCUCUAGACUCAGGCACGGGUCUCCAACUGCCCACCCAGCAGCCUUCCAGGACCAGAGUUGGAGAACCCAGUGCCUGCUUAACGCCACAGGGUUCACCCAAACAGUACUGUGCUGGCCAGCAUAUUUUCUUUUCACAUUAUUCUUUCCAACAUGGGUCCAGCAACUAUGGGAGAUGUGUAACUGGGCAAGCCCAGUACAGCUUGGUUUGGCGUAGUAGUGUGAAAAGGGUAUACGACUGUAUGCAGUAUAACCCUGGGCAGGAGUCAGCCUGGGAGGAGCUCACCACUGAACACACAGUAAGAAUGUUCCAGUUCACAGUGAAAGACUGUGAGACUCUUGGAGAAGCAAUUUCUGAUUAGCCUGUUCUCAUGAUCUGUGUGUGUUUUAGCCAACUAACUCCUCUGAAUAUCAUUGUCUUGACAAUACUUCUUUUGGAGAAUAACUUUCCUCUCCAAAAGAGUUCUAUGGUAAGUGUAAUGAUGAUACGGUGGUACACAGAGUACUCCACUCUUAUAUUUAAUGAAUCUGUCUUUGUUGUUGUGUGUUUGAGAAUUGUGUGAUUUUAAUCCUUUAGCACAUAUUUCUUUUUGAAUUGUGUAAAUAAUGCUGGAGAAAGAAAUAAAGAAGCUGUCCAGGGGGAACUAUG
Messenger RNA from Oncorhynchus gorbuscha (pink salmon), 3361 nucleotides. Its product is annotated as fibrous sheath CABYR-binding protein. The record is from RefSeq and is a predicted model, not a curated record. NCBI's taxonomy places the organism in Eukaryota, Metazoa, Chordata, Actinopteri, Salmoniformes, Salmonidae. Gene Ontology annotation, biological process: homotypic cell-cell adhesion; positive regulation of neutrophil extravasation; T cell extravasation. The coding region runs from base 214 to 1071 and encodes 285 amino acids. The transcript has 10 exons.